Molecule: messenger RNA, 3893 nt
Organism: Stegodyphus dumicola
Lineage: Eukaryota; Metazoa; Arthropoda; Arachnida; Araneae; Eresidae
Source: RefSeq, a predicted model, not a curated record
UUCUUCCCCCUUUGCCCUCGAGAAGAUGUUCUGUGAACAACGACUUUCGUAGGAAUGGACGUAAAGUUGUUUGUGUUUUGUAGCUAUGUUUGUUCGUCUGUUGUUGUUAAUUGUUUUGUUUUGUAACAGUCUUCCAAAAGGUCUCAGUCAUGUUGGGCAACCUUGUAACGCUAUAUUCAGGAUAUGCUUAGCAAGUCAUUCCUAUUGUGACGACGAUAAUAUAUGCAGGUGCAAACCUGACUACCCUGUUAAUAUUUCCUUGCAUUCCUGCAAAAAGGGGAGACAAUACAGUGAAAGGUGUGAAUAUUCAGAAGAGUGCAGUUAUUAUGAUCCUAAUUCCUAUUGCUCACAGCUUCCAUACAGAAGUACAUGUGAAUGUCACAUGGGAUUUACAUAUAAUGAAGUGAAGAAAUUGUGUGUGAAAAUUGGUGGAGAAACUCCUAAAACACAUAGCUUCAUAUUUCCUACUGCACUUGGAUUAUCGCUUGCCUUUGCAAGCAUCCUUUGUUGUUUGUUAGUUGCAUGGCAUGUGUGUAAAAGAAGAAAUUUCCGUAAUUCAGUAUUCUUCAGUAACAAUGCUGGAUCACAAUCACAUUAUUUUCCAACAAAUACUGAAAGCCAAAGAACACCUACUGCUCCGUGCACUACAGAAGCAUUGCCCACAUAUGACACAGUUUUGUCAUUAAAAAUAUCAGAGGAUUCUGAUCCCCCUCCUUCUUAUGAAGAAGUUAUUGGUAAAGAGCUUGUGUUGAAGACAGAACCAUGAUACCAAUUUUUAUAUAUUUUUUUAUAUAUACAAAUAUAAUGCAUAUGACAGCAACUGCCUUGACUUUUUAAAAGACCUGAAAUGCCAUAAUAAUACAGGUUUUUAAUAAAGUAAUGGGACCAUGUUAUUUAAUUACCAAGAAAUCAACAUUUAUCAUUAAAUUUGCCAAAACAGAAAUUAUUAGUGUUUAUUUCAACUUGGAAAUAGUUAGUUUUAACGGUGUCUGAUUUAAGAAAUGUUGUCCAAGCAAGACGGCAGACUAUAAAUUUAACUAUUAAGAAUCAUGAUAAAAAGUAGUAAAACGUCUUCCAGAAAAAGUAUCAGAAUCACUCGCAACAUGCAUUCUAAUGAAAUCUGAGUAAUAUCAUCAAAUCUGAUACUAACUUUUAUAUAUUUGUAAUUUAUUUAUGACAUGGUUGUAAUAAUAUCUGAUAGCAACUUAUUAAAAUUGUGAAUCUGAAGAAUAUUUCUUUGUUCUGUGAAGCAAAAUAGAUAUGCUACUGUUAUGCUCAUUGGUAUAAGUGCCAAAUUUGUAGCAGUUGUCAUUUGUAAUUUGAAAUGUUUAUUAGAUUGUAAAAUACAAUCUAUAUAAGCCUUUGGGCUCAUAAUUUGAAAAUAAAUCUUAUAUGACAUAUGAAUGUUAUGCGUAAGCUGCGUAACUUUUCACCUUCGCAAAAGUUCGUUUUCAGUAUUUCUCUAAUGAAAGCUUUAAAUUUAAUUGUAGGAUUUUAGAAAAUUGUCUUUAUGAAGAAAAGUCUUAUUAUUCUUACUCUGAAAAAGUACGAUAGCGUAGAAGAGCUUAAAGAAACAAAUAUUAUAAUGUCCAAGUGAAAUAGAAGUUAUUUUAUCUCAUUUGACUUCUACUUUAUAUAGUAGUGUUUUGAAAUUAUUAAAUGGUAAAAUUUAUCUGGGAUGUGUACAUAACAGUGGGAUACAGUUUGAUUACCUUAAAUUACUUCAAUAUAGCUGUAAAAAAUAUAGCAAUUUUACUGUACUUCCAACUAUUUUUCUCUCCCAUAUAUUUGAUAUGAAUUCUAUAGAAUGUACUUGUAUAUUUUAGUCUUUUUUUUAACAUGUAUUUUAGAAUUGUUAAACAUAUAUACUUCUGAAAAAUAUAUUUUUUUUAAUGUGCAGCAUAUAUACUUGUAUAUGACUUUAUUGAAAGCAGGUUGUAAAUUUAUAUAUACAAGAAGUAUAGAUAAAUGAACUUAAGUAAUUUUGAGCUGGAAUAACUAUCAGAAAUUGCAUAUCCUAUGCAGUAGAUAAAAUAUUUUUAUUGUUUUAAUUAAUUAUUUCUGUAUUUUACAUUAUAUGAAGGAAAGUAUCAUUUUUUGGUGCAAUUCAGAUGAAAUGUGUGGCUAGUCAUCUAUUGAGUAUAUGUCCGCAGUGAAGACAUUUUAUUCAUACUUGUUAGUUUACUUUGAAGUAUAUGCUGAUUUGUGUAUUUUUGUAUAAAAGUAUUAUUCUGAUUUUGUAAUUAGUACUCCCUCUCCAUUAAUAUAUGAAUGAUUUUGUAACAUCAUUAGAAAGUUUAUAAACCUGGUUAUAAUUAGGGAAUACUUUCUAUUUGUAUGUCUGAAUAUUAUGAAAUUUGUCAGUCUAUGCUCAGACUGCAUAAUGUAGUAUCCUUUCACUGCUUUCUCAUAGGUGGGUGCAUUAUGUGAAGAGGGCUGUGAUGUGAAUUCCGCUGGGGAAAAAAUAGUUUAUUGUAGAGCUGUGUAAACUGUUGUAGUAGAAUAACUCUCCCCUCCCUUUUUUGCUCCCAGGGUAAAGAAGUUUGAUGAGAACUUAAAAAAUAUACCAUUAUAACCAGGUGAAGUGUUAUUUUUUACUAUGUUUGCUAUUUUAUCUAAGGUUACUUUUACUGAUGUACAGAAGAAAAUGCUGCAUUUCAGGCAUUUUCAAAAGAAAUUCUUUAAGCUAGGAAAAGAGAAAAAUAUUUCAGUAUGUAUUGAAAUUUUAAAAAUUAAUUACAGAAACUUAUUUUUAAAAGCAUAGAAUUCUAGCAUAAUAUUGAGAAGUAUAAUUAAAAAUUACAGUUCCAAAUUCUUGUUACUUGCAGAUAAUGUAAAUGACUUUCAAGUAACAAGAAUUCCUGCUCAUUGAAGCCUUUCUUUUUUGGACUAAAAUGUUCUGAAGUUAGCUAAGUUACAUUCAGAUUAGGAAUAUUAGCUAUUAUUAUUAAUAUACUUUCCUUUAUAUUAUAAUGAUGCCCAAGAUUCAAGAAUUAUAACAAUUUGUUUUUUGAAAUAUGAACUGCUAUAUUUUAAAUUUUAUAUGCAAAUGAAUCCUAUUGUAGUGCACAAUGUCCUACAUUGCUGUCAUUUGAGCCACUCUAUUUUUAUAUUUAUAUAUGCCAUUUAAUCGUAUUGUAGUGGAUAAACAUAUUAUAUUGUAUAUUGUGCAUUUAAAAUUAAAUUUAGCUAAUGAUAUUGACAGUUUUUGGUAUUAUACUAAUGAUUUUUAUACGGGUUUUGCAGUAUAGUAUGCUUCAGAACCAACUUUUUUUAUAUGUAUCUAUUGUCAAGAUAAAUAUGAAUUACCUUUAAUUGAAAUUUCUUUAUAUGCUGUUAAAAUCUAAUAAUCCAAGGGGGGAAAAGGCAUUUAUUAUGUACAUAGUAUUUAUGUAUUUGUGGAAUUGUUCCUACUACGAGUGUCUGUAUUUUCCCAUUGAUUUGUUAUAUAGUUCUUUUGCAAACCAUUAAGAAUAAUCCUUAUAAAUGUAGCAUAUCAGUUCACAAAAAUAAUAAUAAUAAUAAUAAUAAAUAAAGUGAAGGGUUUCUGUCAAAAACUCCAAAAAUCAAUUAGGCAAUGGAGUGAAAUCUCAACCAUUCUUUCUCAGAAGUGAUUGAAGAGACACUAAAAAUAUUUUGUAGUUUAAAACAGUUAUUUUUAUAACUAAUGCAUUUAAAAGCAGAAUGCUGUUCCCUUACCCCAGGAAAAAUUAUAAAAUUCUGGAGACUUAUGAAAACGGAAUCUUUAAAUGGAUUUAUUUGUACAUUGCUCUUCAGAUCCAUCCCUGUUUAGGUGUGCCAUGUUUUUAUGUAUCAUCUUGUAGAUAAUACAGUACUGUUUUUGUUUUUGUAUACUGUGUAUGAGAACCAAUAAAUUUUAUUACUUUAUUAAA